Messenger RNA from Ananas comosus (pineapple), 2522 nucleotides. Its product is annotated as ABC transporter G family member 15-like. NCBI's taxonomy places the organism in Eukaryota, Viridiplantae, Streptophyta, Magnoliopsida, Poales, Bromeliaceae. The coding region runs from base 273 to 2306 and encodes 677 amino acids. Gene Ontology annotation, cellular component: membrane. Gene Ontology annotation, molecular function: ATP hydrolysis activity; ATP binding; ABC-type transporter activity. The record is from RefSeq and is a predicted model, not a curated record. The transcript is spliced from 8 exons.
CUACUUUGCAAAAGCCAUGAUCAUGAUCUACAUGUGGUUUCAGUUGUGAUAGUAUAUGAUACUAUAUGUGUGUGUAUAUAUGAUUUACAUCACUCUUCUCACUAUCAUUGGCUUUAAUGCAAACCCACCACCUCCUAUGAUCAUGUCAUGGUAUUUAUGAUCACAUGUAGGGAUCGAGUAGUGAAGAGCCAUAGAGAGAUAUAGAUAGAAGGGGAGAGAGAGAGAGAGAGAGAGAGAGAGGGCAUAGGAUUGAUUCAGGAGGUGAGGUUUAGAUGGCGAGGGAGGCGGCGUCGGCCGCCUACUUGGUGUGGGAAGAUCUCACUGCGGUGCUGCCCAACUACGGCGGCGGUGGCGGUGGCGGCAGACGGCCGCCGAGGAAGCUGAUUCAAGGGCUCACCGGCUACGCCUUGCCCGGCCGGAUCUUGGCCAUCAUGGGGCCCUCCGGCUCCGGCAAGUCCACCCUCCUCGACUCCCUUGCUGGGAGGCUUGGAACCAAUGUUGUGUUGAGUGGGAGGGUGCUCCUCAAUGGAAGAAAAAGGAGGUUGGAUUAUGGGGUUGUGGCAUAUGUAACACAAGAAAAUGUGCUGCUCGGGACGCUGACGGUGCGCGAAACCAUCACCUACUCGGCACUUCUGAGGCUGCCGUCCAGCAUGAGCAAGGAAGAAGUGCGUCGCGCGGUAGAGGGGACAAUAGAGGAGCUGGGCCUGGAAGACUGCGCCGACCGUCCCAUCGGCAAUUGGCACCUGCGGGGGAUCAGCGGCGGCGAGAAGAAGCGGCUCAGCAUCGCGCUGGAGAUUCUGACGCGGCCCCGACUGCUCUUCUUGGACGAGCCCACCAGCGGCCUCGACAGCGCGUCGGCCUUCUUCGUCAUCCAGACGCUAAAGCAGAUGGCGCUUGACGGCAACAAGACCGUUAUCUCCUCCGUCCACCAGCCCAGCAGCGAAGUCUUUGCGCUCUUCGACGACUUGUUCCUCUUGUCCGGCGGAGAGACUGUCUAUUUCGGAGAAGCCAAGCAGGCAACCAAGUUCUUUGCGGAAGCUGGAUUCCCCUGCCCUAGCAGAAGGAACCCGUCUGACCAUUUCCUUCGCUGCAUCAACACUGACUUCGACCUCGUGACUGCGACCCUGAAAGGAUCGUUGAAACUGCGUGCAGAGGCAGAAUCUCUUUCAGACCCUCUGUCGAAGUUCAGAACCUCAGACAUUAAGGCGAUGCUCAUAGAGAAGUACAAGAGUUCAGACUAUGCGAUGUUAGCUCGGAAACGGCUUCAAGAGAUAUCUAAGACAGAAGGGCUUACUGCAGAGUCAGAUAAAGGAAGCCAAGCAAGUUGGUUUAAACAGCUGAGGACACUAACAAGGAGAUCAUUUGUGAACAUGUCGAGAGACUACGGUUACUACUGGCUAAGGAUGAUCAUAUACAUAAUGCUCGCGGUGUCCGUCGGGAGCAUCUAUUACGACGUGGGGACGAGCUACACGGCCAUAUUGGCUAGAGCAUCUUGCGGAGGCUUCGUGUCCGGGUUCAUGACCUUCAUGUCUAUAGGAGGCUUCCCGUCCUUCAUCGAAGAGAUGAAAGUGUUCACCCGCGAGAGGCAGAACGGGCAUUACGGUGUUGCAGUGUACAUAUUAUCCAAUUUCCUAUCCUCACUCCCUUUCUUGCUCACAGUGUCGAUUUUAACUGGAUCUAUAGCUUACCCCAUGGUGAAGUUUCGCCCCGGUUUCGAACACUAUGCCUACUUUACAUUAAGCCUCUAUGGCGGAAUCUCGGUGGUAGAGAGCCUCAUGAUGAUCAUCGCGUCGCUCGUGCCCAAUUUCCUGAUGGGAAUAAUCACAGGAGCAGGUGUCAUUGGAAUUAUGAUGAUGACGGCCGGGUUCUUCCGCUUGCUUCCGGAUCUUCCUAAGCCGUUCUGGCGCUACCCUGUUUCGUAUAUCACAUACAUGUCUUGGGCAUUGCAGGGAAGCUACAAGAACGACUUGAUCGGGCUCGAGUUCGAUCCCCUGCUGCCCGGCAGUCCAAAAUUGACUGGAAAAUACAUAAUCGAGCGGAUUUACGGAAUAAAGAUCGACCAUUCGAAGUGGCUGGAUCUGGCAAUUGUGUUCCUCAUACUGUUUUGCUACAGGAUUGCAUUCUUUCUGGUCCUGAAGUUCAGAGAGAGAGCCUCCCCGCUCUUCCGAACAAUCUACGCUGCGGCGACGGUGAAACAUCUUAUGAAGAAGCCAUCAUUCCGGAGGAAGAUGUCUUCGCUGUCGAAAAGACAUCAGCCUCAGAAUUCACUGGCUGUCCAGGAAGGUCUCACCUCUCCACUGCCAUGAUACCAACAUCUGUCGGCGCUGCGCCGAGGAGACAGAGACAUAAACAGAGACAGAAGAUUUUACAUGUUACAUUUAUGCUGAACAUAUUUUAUGAGAAAGUUUUAAGUGUUACAUACUUACAUUUGGUGUGUAAUUACCAUUGCAAUUACAUUUGUUGGUUUGUUUUGUACAAUUAAAGGAGAAUAGCAACAUGAAUUCAGGUGUCUUUUUUUUUUU